GCACGGUUCCUCUCAGCAGCGAAGCAGCAGGCAUCCUCGACGUGAGUUCGCGCGGACUGAGUCGUGGAUAUCAUCAGGUUGCUGCAACUUUGAAAAAAAAAAAAAAACUAUAAAAAAGAGUGGGAGAAACUCGAGUAAAACAUAGCGAGACUGGGCUUGGUUUCUCUGAUGCUGGGACUCUGUUAACUCUAAGUCUUCCGCGUGCCAAGUACCGGUCUCCGGCUGAUCCAAUGCUUCUUCAUCAGUAUAUGAACGGAGCCCUGGACGUCAUGCAUCCCACAGCGCUUCAGAAAGACACUACUUUUACCAAGAUCUUUGUCGGCGGGCUGCCGUACCACACAAACGAUGCCUCACUUAGAAAAUACUUUGAGGCCUUUGGGGACAUUGAUGAGGCUGUGGUGAUAACGGACCGACAGACCGGCAAAUCCCGAGGAUACGGCUUCGUGACUAUGACAGAUCGAGGAGCAGCAGAGAGGGCCUGCAAGGAUCCCAACCCCAUCAUUGAUGGCAGGAAGGCCAACGUCAACCUGGCUUACCUGGGUGCCAAGCCUCGUAGCUUACAGACCGGCAUAUCCAUCGGAGUGCAGCCCAUCCACCCAGCGCUCAUCCAGAGGCAGUAUGGGUUGGCCCAGCCUUACAUCUACCCGCAAGCAUAUGUGCAGCCCAGCCUGGUGCUGCCCACUCAGGUUUCUACUUCUGUCAGCACCAGCCCGUACCUGGACUACAGCGCAGCCUACACCCAGUACGCCCAGGCUGCCUUUGAGCAGCAGUACCCGUACGCCGCCUCCCCAGCUGGCUUCUUGGGCUACAGCUACACCGCCAGCCCCACAGCCACUGUUGGGCCUUCCACCGCCACCACAGCCCCACCUACCGUACACCCCACUCUCCCUUCUGCCACUGGCCCUGGUGCAGCGUUCCUGCAUUACGCCCCACAGCAGCACAUCCAGCCAGACCGUAUGCAGUGAGCAGGGUGAGGAGCAGAGGAAGGGGUGCAGGAGGAAGAGGAGGAGAUGGAGGUGGAGUGGUUGCAAGCCUUUGGACAGAGGAUAUUGAAAAAUGCCCUACAGGGUGAUCCUGCUGUUGCCACAAGUAGCUUUCAGGAAAAAAGGGUGGGACUAUUGCACUAUAUGAUCAGGAUGAGCUUUUGGCUCAUUGGUUAAAGGGUAAAAGUGGUGGGAGGACUAAGGUUCAGGUUGAGAAGCUGAGCAGUAUAUGUGGCUGCUUCCGAGAGCUUCCAGAAGCUGACACUUCUUCUUUUUUUUUUUUUCUUCUUCUUUUUUUUUUUUCUUUCUUUUUUUCUUUCUUUUUUUUUUUUAAUUAUUAUUAUUAUUUUUAUCCUUCUUUAUUAUUGUAUUAAUGUCCUUGUCCAUGUUUUAUUUCUAUGCUAUUAUUAUCAAUGUUUGCAUGUUUCUCUGCUCAAUCAGUGGAAGUUGUAUAUGUCCAUGGUACAUAUUGAUGUUUUGAGAGCUGUCGGGGACAUGUUAAACCCCUGUUACCUCCAGAUUUCCGUGGAUCUGGGGUGGAUAUGAAGGGCAAUGCUGCUUUAGGACACUGGGGGAACAGUCAGAGAUGAGGGUGUACGGUGGUGAUUGGGGAGCCUAUCCCGGUGCUAUACACAGUAAGGCAGAGCACUGCCCCAUGAACAAACCUCCAGCGUUCAGCACCACACAGGAGGACAACAAGAGAUUUCACCUCAAGAGGUGACAGAAAGUUUCAGUAUAAGACUGUCGGAGCUCCAUUGUCCCGAGAUGAUGUCAGGAAUACACACUUAUUUUAUUUGAAGAGGCCUUAAUUUAACAACAACAACAACAACAACUUCCUUUUUGAAACUUAAGUGCCCCUCCCACACCAGAGAACCAAGUGCAGAGAGUUCCUUGAAACUGACCUGACUGUUUCCAGCAGUCACAUUUAUCUGACUUGGGUCUUGAUAAUUUCAGAUGGAUGUAGAUAAUCACAAGCAGUAUGUGGCCAUACGGGGACCAGGAGCUUUGUAUAUCAAUGUUUAAAGGUAGCUGACACUGAGCUCAAACACCAGUGUUGUUUCUUCUUUUGUCUUUUGUCACUGAGAUUGUCAAACUGUUGCUCUCAAAAAGGACAUUCAUGUACAGCAUUUUAAUGUUGUCUGUCAUUAAGUACAUUUACAAUAUUUAUAUGUAGGUAUUUAUAAGAGGUACUAAGUUAAAAUAGCUUUUUUGUUUUGUUAUUAUGACUACAGUUAUGGCACUGAUGUCAUUUAACUUGCAGAGACACAGCUGCACCCCGUCAGUGGAUUUGUCAGCUGGCUCAUUGAUGCCCAUUCAUAUUUUCUGGAAAUGCUCUAGAUUUUUUUUUUUUUUUCUCCAUUAAGAAUGUCUUUUACAGUUCCUUCAAAGAAGCCAUACCAAAAAAUAAAAUUUGUACUUAAAAUAUG
Molecule: messenger RNA, 2410 nt
Organism: Pelmatolapia mariae (spotted tilapia)
Lineage: Eukaryota; Metazoa; Chordata; Actinopteri; Cichliformes; Cichlidae
Product: RNA-binding protein 38-like
Exons: 4
Coding region: 231-965 (244 amino acids)
Biological process (GO): regulation of RNA splicing
Cellular component (GO): cytosol; nucleus
Molecular function (GO): mRNA 3'-UTR binding
Source: RefSeq, a predicted model, not a curated record